UCAGUUCACAUAUCUAGUGCAUGGCUGCUCGGAAGCUGUGCAGUCAGCAGUAUGCAUCUCAUUACUCAGCAGCCAUGCAGCAUGUGCAAUUGAUACAACUGCCAGUUUUAAAGUGAUGAGUGUACAAAACCACCAAGCUGUGUCAUACUAUAGGAACUUGUCACCAGUUGGAAUACAGGAGUCUCCGGCGCAUUUCUACACAAUGUCACUUGGACCAUCAAGAGAGUGUAUGUAACCCGAAGAAGGAGACAUAAAUAUCUGCAAUGGAGAGACUGUUAGUGCUUUCCCAAGUCACCGUCCUCCUAGUGCUGGGACUACUUACACAUUGCUGCUACACAGAAAGAAUUAAUCGUCAUGUUGGCAACAUACUCAAUAAUAUUGGAAAUCAAGGAUUUGGGAAAAGGAGCCAGCUUGCAGCGUGUAAGGAUCAAUUAGGUGUCUGCAAAAGUGAUCUCGACCUGAAGCAAACCUUGAUGUUGGCAUUCGUGCCAGAGAGAAGUUGCCAUGUUCAACUGGAAAAUAACUUUGGAACAUUUUCUCCUCCCGAUUAUUCUGGUAAUGUAAAUCUUUGGUGCAACUGGACUAUUAUAGCAGGCCCUGGGAAACACAUAGUUGUUUACAUCAAGGGAUUCCAGGCUGAUGCAAGCUGUGAUGAGAACUGGGAUGAAAUCAUUUUUGAAGGUGUAUCUUCAGCGGUAGAAACCAGUGUGGUGUACGCUUGCUGGAAUAAGAACAUCCAUGUAUUUGCAGCCCAGGCAACAGCAGUACAUGUUGUGUUUUUCUGGCUAAGUUCCCAUGUCCCUUCAAAGAAAUAUUUUGAAGGCAGUUAUUACAUUUUUGAGGACCCUACCAGUGUCUGGCCACCAGAUAAGCCAAUUAUUACAUCUAUGCCCCUGUCCACUGUGUAUUCUGAUGGAACCAUAAAACAGAAAUCAGACAAUUUUAUGCUUUCUUCAACUGUCUUUCCAUAUGAGUUCAAACAAACAAGAGACAUGGGCAGCAUGUCCACCAUAAAGAGAAUUAAACUUUUUGAAAAGCAGAAAGAGAGAGAACCAGAGACUUCAAGUGAACGCAAAAUAACCAGCUCUGUACCACCCACUGAGAUCAAAUUUAUAAAUGGCUUACUAAGAAAUGGUAAGACAACCUUGAUGGCACAGCAUAAAGACAUUUUAUCAUACUGGAGCAGAAAUCAGCAGUUAGAAGAGGAACACAUGGAAAUGAGAUCUCUGAAUGGUGUGCAACAAGGAAGCAUAAAUCAAAAAGAACCUUUUUCAAAAUUGACCUACAGGGACAUAUUAGCUACAAAAAUAACAAAACACGCUUUGCCAUCAAAUAUUGAAAGUGCAUUUGUCCAGUCCAUGUCAUUUGCUUCAAGUUCUGCUGAUACUCUUUUCCAAAUAUCAUCCAUUAAAGAGGAAACUGGUAAAACGCAAGAACUAGUCUCAGAAAUGAUGAGUAUUGUACCCACAUCUCCAAGCUUUAUAUCACCCACAGAAGUCACAUAUGAAAAGAGUUUAGCAAGAGAAAUUAGCGAUACCUUUAUCUCACAGAGCAUUCCAUCAUACUGGAAAGGAAGUCAGCAAGUGGACGGGACGCCCAUGGAUGUUAGCUCCCUGGAUGAUAUACAAACAGCAAGCAUGGAUCAAAAAGAUACUUCGCCAAAGUCUCUCUUCUUGUAUACAGUCAAUGAACAGGAGCACACAUUAGCUAAACACAUACCAAAACACACUUUGCAGUCAAUUAUCGAAAGUACAUUUGUCCAGGCCCUCUUAUUUGCUCCAAGUACAACUGAUACUUUUGUCCAGAUAUCAUCCCUUAAAAAGGAAAUUGGUCAAACACAAGAACAAGACUCAGAAUUGAUGACUAUGAUUCCAAUAAUACCCACCUUUAUAUCGCCCACAGAGGUCACAUAUGAACAGAGUUUACCAAGAGAAAAGAAAAAUAGCUCCACGUCACCAAGCCAUGGCAUUCCAUCAUACUGGAAAGGAAUUCCGCAAACAGAAGAACUGCACAUGGAUAUUAGGUCUUUAGAUGGUUUACAGACAGCAAGAAUAGAUCAUACAGAAUCGAUGUACCUGUCUACAGUAAAUGAACAGGGAUAUACAUUAACUGGACACUUCUUACAACAGUCAAAUAUUGAAAGUUCAUUUGGCCAGACCUUGAUAUUUUCUCCAAGUUCUACUGAUGCUCUUGUCCAAAUAUCAUCCUUUUACAAGAAACAUAGUCAAACACAAGAAAUAGUCUCUUCCAUGAUGUCUUCAGAAUCUGAAAAACCCAGUUUUGUAACACCAGCAACGGGUUUAGGCACAUUCACGCCAUGGAGUGAUGGCAUGUCAUCACAGUGGAACAGAAGUCAUCAGUUAGAUGAGCUGUACAUGGAAAUUAGGUCUCUGGAAGGUGUGCAAGAAAGUGUUUCACAAUAUCUCCUGUCUAUGUUUAGUGAACAAGAACAUGUAUUAUCUGGUGACACAACACAGCACUCGUUACAAUCAGAUAUUGAAAGUACAUUUGUCCAGUCCUUGUCAUUUUCUCCAGAUUUUACUGGUAUUCAACCAGUGAAAUUUGGUCUGAGUUUUUCUGAUGCUCCAGUUAAAAUAUCCUGCUUUGAAGAGCAGGACUCCAUAAUGACGUUAGGAUGUCUAGCUUUAAGCAGUAUGGACUUUGAUGAGCUUGAUUCAAAUCCUUCAAAGAGUUUGGAACUUACAAGGACUCCAUGGUUCUCUGAAAUAUCCCAGCUAGAAUCUGUAAUGGCUGUAGAAGAAUACAUAAAAUUGGCUGCAUCCCAAGAAGAUCUGCUAUCUAUUGGUUAUGGUUCAUUAGCAUCUAAAAAGUUGAGUACAUUUACAGUACAGCAAUCUGCUUUUCACUCAUGGAGGUUGGUAUCCAGCUCAGAAGAGUUCAUUCUAUCAGCUCAUUCUAGAAUUCUGGCUGAAACUGAAUUAGACAAGAUACCCGGAUAUAAAGCUGGUAUUGGACAUAAACUGACAACCAACUUGCUGGAAAAUACUCCAUUUUUAGAUCACGUCCCAAGCAUUCCUUUGUCUCCAGCUUCUUCUAUUGUCUAUCUAUCUACUUCAAAAUUCAUAAGUUCUCAGUUUACUAGUUCUAUAAAUGACAAUGCUUUAGACUCAACAUCUACUGAUUCAUUGCAGAUAGAUUAUCCUCUACAGGACAUACUUGGAACAUUUUCAGAUAUUCAGAAGCGUCUUGAUACAUUACUGGAGUCGCCAUAUUCAACUCUAGUAGCCAUCAGCCAUGUAUUUCCAGAGAGUGGACAUGGACAUAAUGGUCAAUCUAGCCAGAUGGUUGGUACAGAAUAUGUUCAUAACCACUUGGUGCCAUCUGGUGAAUCCAGCUUUGGGGAGUCACUCAGAGAGGCAACACUACUGAUAGCCUCUGCCACUAAAGAAAUAAAGACUAAACACUCUACACAAUAUAUCCAGUUCACAGAUAGGGAGAAGUUGGAGAUGCAAAUUUCUGAUUUCCUCUUGUCUACUGAGAUGCCAAAGAUGAGUAGUUAUCUCGUCCCAUCAGGUAGAAUUGAACAGGCUACUGUAGCCACCCAUUUCUUCCAGAUAUCGGAAUCACAACCAAGACCCAGAGGACAUACACCUGCGCAUCAGGAGAUACCAAUAACUACUUCCACAGAGAUUAUAGAGGCCAAGAUACAAAGCACUUACCCCUAUCAGCCAUUUUAUGAAUUUGAUUAUGUCCCACUGGAUCGACCAAGGACUGGCAUAAUAGAUAUGAGUCCAUCUUUUGGUAAUAUUGGGAAUAAAACAGACCUGGGAUUUCCACAUUUUCCUGGAGACCGUUUGUUUGCUAUUACUGCUGAAGUUCGCCACAAUGAGCUUUUGCCAUUGGGACUAGAAACCUAUCUGUUUAAAUCAGUUCAUGAAGAGUUACCAGAAGCAACCUUCUUCCUGCCAGUGGGAAUCUGGGAAAAGGACAAUCGCACAACAAAUGACAACACCACAAUUCUGAAUUUUUGGCUACACUUGAAAAGAGGUGGAAGAGGCAUGGAAAACUUUACAGAAACUAAUCUAAGGGCACUUGUAAACUCAUCAGUAGGGAAACUCAAUGCCACCCUGGUGUCCUUCUCUGCUGAAGACGUGAAUGAAUGCCAGAUGGAAAUCCACCAAUGCGAUAUUCAAGCAAAUUGUACCAAUGAAAAUGGCACAUAUUCCUGCCAGUGUAAGGAUGGCUACAAAGACAAAUCUCCUGCAGCAUUGGGCACUGUUUGUAUCAAAUUCCAGAACUCAGUUCAUCGUCUUCUCUACAUCCAGCUGGAGGUUUUGAUAGGCUCCAUAGUAGCCGUGGCUGUUGUUUUGUUCAUUAUCUUCACACUUCUAUGUUCCCUGCUACAAAACAGAUAUGUCAAGGGUAACUUGAGCGUCAGAGAAGCAAAUCCAGCAAUUUCCCAGCUGGGGAGACUUACUUUAGACCCUUCUCCACAGAGAGACAUGGGUUAUAUGAUAUCUACAGGCCCUGAGCACAUGUGUCUUCAAUACGCCUCUGAGCGACAUACAGGACAAGAAGGUCCUGGAACACUUGAAAUGAUGAAAAUCACAGUUGAGCAAACUGCUUGUUAAUAGUGCUUUCAUAUUCUGCUCCUUGCUGCACUGAUUACACUGUAUGUUAUGUAUGCAAUGAGUUGCCAAUAAUAAAAAUUGAUCUCUUGUACUAA
Xenopus laevis (African clawed frog) is the source of this 4687-nucleotide messenger RNA. RefSeq lists its product as uncharacterized. Bases 264 to 4592 code for a protein of 1442 amino acids. NCBI's taxonomy places the organism in Eukaryota, Metazoa, Chordata, Amphibia, Anura, Pipidae. The transcript is spliced from 11 exons. The record is from RefSeq and is a predicted model, not a curated record.